Symsagittifera roscoffensis is the source of this 620-nucleotide messenger RNA. RefSeq names its product large ribosomal subunit protein uL6-like. NCBI's taxonomy places the organism in Eukaryota, Metazoa, Xenacoelomorpha, Acoela, Convolutidae. The record is from RefSeq and is a predicted model, not a curated record. Gene Ontology annotation, molecular function: structural constituent of ribosome; rRNA binding. The transcript is spliced from 2 exons. Bases 17 to 589 code for a protein of 190 amino acids. Gene Ontology annotation, biological process: cytoplasmic translation. Gene Ontology annotation, cellular component: ribosome; cytosolic large ribosomal subunit.
GUUUUCAGAUCGCAAAAUGAGAGCCAUCGAAUCGUCGCAAUCCAUCAAGGUUCCAGAAGGAGUUGACUUCUCAGUGCUCGGACGAUCCGUGGAAGUGAAAGGGAAAAGAGGAAUGCUAAAGAGGAGCUUCAACCGCAACAACGUGCAGAUCGAGCACAAUAAGAAAAGUGGAAAGAUCACUGUGAGGAAGUGGUUUGGAUCCAGGAAGGAACUGGCUGGCCUGAGGACCGUAUGCUCCCAUAUUGAAAAUCUGUUCAAGGGUGUUACAUACGGUUACCGAUACAAAAUGAAGGCUGUGUAUGCUCAUUUCCCAAUUAAUUUGAACAUCGUUGACGGCGGGAAGACUGUUGAGAUCCGAAACUUUCUGGGGGAGAAGCGAGUCCGUGUUGUGAAGAUGGUCGAGGGUGUCACGUGCGAACAGCCCAAGGGAGUCAAGGACGAGUAUUGGUUCUCCGGAAACGACCUGGAAGCUGUCUCGAGGAGUUCGGCUCUUGUCAAACAGAGUGUGUUGGUCAAGAAGAAAGACAUCCGAAAGUUUCUCGACGGCAUUUAUGUCUCUGAGAAGACCACUGUUGAAGAAGUUGCUUAAAUUGCUCAAAUAAUUGAAGCUUUCAACGGUA